AACUGUUCCUGCGCACAACUUUGGACUCUCCUAAACAAAGGCCCAGUCAGUCUGCUCGCUGCCUUUCCUCAUCCAUUACCAUCGACAACACAGUUGUCUACUCUCAACGCCUCUUCUACAAUCACCUUCCACCAAGCCGUGAAUUGGUAACUUCGCAGACUCAAUCAAAAUGCGCGGAGAAGUCUGCCACCUGCAUAUUGGGCAGGCAGGUACUCAGUUGGGUAAUGCAGCUUGGGAAUUAUACCUUCUCGAGCACGGCCUGAAGGCUGAUGGUCGCCCUGACCCCGAAGCCAGUGUCGGCGAUCCUGGAUCCUUCGAGACCUUCUUCACCGAGACUGGAAAUAACAAGCAUGUCCCGCGUUCCAUCUUCGUUGAUCUCGAUCCUUCCCCGAUCGAUGAAAUCCGAACCGGUGCCUACCGACAUCUCUUCCACCCGGAACUCCUGAUCAGUGGCAAGGAAGACGCGGCAAACAACUAUGCAAGAGGACAUUACACCAUUGGUAAAGAGCUUGUUGACGAUGUUUUGGACAAGAUUCGUCGCGUUGCCGACAACUGCACUUCUCUGCAAGGUUUCUUGAUCUUCCACUCGUUUGGUGGUGGUACCGGUUCUGGAUUUGGAGCUCUCCUCCUUGAGAGACUGUCCGUCGACUAUGGAAAGAAGUGCAAGCUGGAGUUCGCCGUCUACCCUGCACCUCAAGUCUCUUCCUCUGUGGUUGAGCCCUACAACGCGGUUCUCUCCACCCAUAGCACCAUUGAGCACGCCGACUGCACUUUCCUGGUUGACAACGAGGCCGUGUACGAUAUCUGCCGUCGCAAUCUGGACAUUCCUCGACCAGACUACGAACACCUCAACCGUCUCAUUGCUCAAGUUGUCUCGUCUGUUACCUCCAGCUUGAGAUUCGAUGGUGCUCUCAAUGUCGACUUGAACGAGUUCCAGACCAACUUGGUGCCAUAUCCUCGCAUCCACUACCCUCUCAUCAGUUACGCGCCUGUCGUGUCCACCAAGCGCUCCUCUCAUGAAAGCUUCAAGGUACACGACCUCACUUUGCAAUGCUUCGAACCCAGCAACCAGAUGGUUGUUUGCGAUCCUCGUAACGGCAAAUACAUGGCUGUGGCACUUCUCUACCGGGGGGAUGUGGUACCUCGUGACACUAAUGCUGCCAUUGCCUCGCUCAAGGCCAAAUCCAGCUUCCACCUGGUCGACUGGUGUCCCACUGGCUUCAAGGUCGGCAUCAAUUACCAACCUCCUAUGCCCGUCCCAGGUGGUGAACUCGCCAAGGUUGAUCGCUGUGUUAGCAUGCUCUCCAACACUACUGCCAUUGCCGAAGCCUGGAGCCGACUUGAUCAUAAGUUCGACCUCAUGUACUCCAAACGUGCCUUCGUCCAUUGGUAUGUCGGUGAAGGUAUGGAAGAGGGUGAAUUUUCAGAAGCCCGUGAAGAUCUUGCUGCACUCGAAAAGGACUACGAAGAGGUGGCCAGUGACAGCCUGGAAGCUGAGGAUGAUGGUGGUGUCGAGUACUAAGCUACACCAGCUCGUCCCACACUUUCAACGACGCACGACAUGACAUACAGUCCACACAGAAACCAAGCCCCAACGAAACAUGAACCCCCAAAAGAUUGCCUGAAAUUUCCAAAGAGUGCCAAUGCGGCCUUUGAAGCCGAGAACCUUGUCCUGGAGGGUAUUCCCAGAGAGCAUUUCGAUCACAGAAUGGCUUGAACGAGGUACGAGAGCAUGAAAGUUGAUGCACAGAUUGAGAAUUAGCACACUUGUAUUGGCACUUCAGAUUGGAGAUCUGGAACUUGGUGACAUGAUUUCGCUUUGAUUCUUGCAAAUGCAUAGCCUUGCUAGCGAGCUUGUAGUAAGAUAGAAUACUACUCGACUUGUCCAAAUGACUAACCUCGUACGGUGUUG
This is a messenger RNA of Exophiala oligosperma, 1912 nucleotides long. RefSeq names its product tubulin alpha chain. Gene Ontology annotation, biological process: mitotic cell cycle; microtubule cytoskeleton organization. The coding region runs from base 170 to 1522 and encodes 450 amino acids. The transcript has 5 exons. Gene Ontology annotation, molecular function: structural constituent of cytoskeleton; GTP binding. The record is from RefSeq and is a predicted model, not a curated record. Lineage: Eukaryota; Fungi; Ascomycota; Eurotiomycetes; Chaetothyriales; Herpotrichiellaceae. Gene Ontology annotation, cellular component: cytoplasm; microtubule.